CUGCAGGCUUCCCAAAUCCCCACACCCCCAACACCUUGACAGCCCAGAAAGUUUACAAAAAUGGAGGACGCGGAUUUGGACCAGAUCAGAAAGGCUCGUCUAGAGCAGCUCAAAGCUCAGGGCGGCGGCGGGGGAGCGAGGGCCUCUGGUGGCGGCAAUAGCCAGGAGCAGCAAGCACAAAAGCAACAACAAGAAGCCGAGGCGCGCAAGUCGGCGCUGAACCAGAUCCUCGAGCCCGAGGCGGCGGACCGGCUGGGGCGGAUCCGGCUGGUCAAGGAGCAGCGGGCGACCGACGUGGAGAACCGGCUGAUCAUGCUGGCGCAGUCGGGCCAGCUGCGGCAGAAGGUGACCGAGACGCAGCUCAAGGAGCUGCUCAACGCCAUGGUGGACAGCCAGGAGCAGGAGAAGAUUGUGGUCAACCGCCGAAAGGGGUGGGAUGAUGAUGAGGAUGAUGAUGAGUUGUUUGGUUUGUAAGGGGUGGGGUGCGUUUUGG
This is a messenger RNA of Chaetomium fimeti, 493 nucleotides long. RefSeq names its product PDCD5-related protein. Gene Ontology annotation, cellular component: nucleus; cytosol. The transcript is spliced from 4 exons. Lineage: Eukaryota; Fungi; Ascomycota; Sordariomycetes; Sordariales; Chaetomiaceae. Bases 61 to 474 code for a protein of 137 amino acids. Gene Ontology annotation, molecular function: DNA binding. The record is from RefSeq and is a predicted model, not a curated record.